AUGUUGUCCCAACAAGCUGUGAUCAACCAGGAGGUCGAUCUUAGAUCGGCAUCGUCAUACUUUUGUCAGCCUAGGCACAGCCAAGCUUGGGGUCGGGACCCUACUUUUGCGGAGUUGCUAGAUAAUGGCUUACACUUUUGCUAUUGGCUUAAGGUUAUGGUGAGAACAAGGGUAGAAGAUUCGGACGAGGCUACCUCGGCACAGUUGGACCGAAUGGAAAGAAUGAUUAUGGACAUGGCGGAGACCCUAAGGCAACAACAGCAACAACCGCCACCACCACCAGUACCUCCACCUGUAGUACAAGAUGUUCAUGUUGAGGACCGAACCAUCACUCUCACAAAGGAGUUUAAAAAGAUGAAACCACCGUCAUUUAAGGGGGGAAUAAAACCUAUGAAAGCUGAAGCAUGGGUACUGGGAAUAGAGAAAUUGUUCGAAGUAUUUCCAUGUACUGAAGCCCAGAAAGUGCAACUUGCCGCCUUUACUCUUGAAGAUGAGGCGCGAAGAUGGUGGAUGCUUACAAGAACAGUGCAUCGGGACUUAACAUGGGGUAGAUUUCUGGAGCUGUUCUAUGAUAAGUAUUUUCCUCAAAGCAUGCGAGAUAAGAAGGUGACGGAAUUCGAGACUCUUAGACAAGGAAAUAAGACUGUUGCAGAGUAUGAGGCCCAAUUUGCUGAAUUAGCUCGGUUUGCACCUCAUAUGGUACUAGAAAGGGCUGUUAUCGCAGAAGGAAACCUUGCGGCCCAGAAUCGGAUUUCCGAGUGGAAAGGGAAGAGACAAUACAACCAAUGGUCAAAGAGAUCCGUUACUCCACCCGCUAAGAAGCACAAUUCAGGGAACUUCAGCACCACUACUACUACUCAAAAUUCCACUCCGUGGGCUCAACAAAAAGGCAAUAGAUCCGCUACAAGUUCCGCGGGGUCUACACUAACCCCCAAUGCGAAGGCGGCUGCCAAACCGAGUAAUAACAAAGACACUGCAAGACAAGGUAGGGUGUUCGCUUUGGUUCCCGGUGAUGUACAAAAUACAGCAACAGUGGUGUCAGGUACAUUUACUGUUUAUGGUCAAUUUGCGCAUGUAUUGUUUGAUUCUGGCUCCACUCACUCUUUUGUGUCGAAACUCUUCGCUCCUAAUUUAGAUAAAAUUGAAGAAAACUUAUCUUACAUGUUGUGUGUGUCCUCCCCCUUGGGAGAGUCUAUGAUUUGUGCUACUAUAUACCUAGCUUGUGAACUUCAACUUGGGGAUAUUCGGGUGUAUGCUAAUUUAGUGCCUCUCGAUAUGACCUAUUUUGAUGUUAUUCUGGGGAUGGAUUGGCUAAGUGCUUACGGUGCAACUAUAAACUGUGUGACUAAGCAAAUUAAUUUCUAUCCUCCGGGACAAUCAGAGUCUAUGGUUCAAGGACAGGAAGUGAUUUCGCCACCUUAUCUGAUAUCUGCCGUGAAGGCUUGCAACUUAAUACGAAAAGGUUGUCAGGGGUAUUUAUGUAGUGUUUUGGAAGGGCAAGGGAUGAAUGAGAAUAUUGAUGUGAUCCCAGUGGUCCGUGAAUUUCUGGAUGUUUUUCCCGAAGAAUUGCCGGGCCAACUAAUAGAUCGAGAAAUCGAGUUUAUAAUUGAAGUGGCGCCUGGAACCCAACCCAUUUCGAAGACACCCUAUAGGAUGUCACCAGCUGAAAUGAAAGAGUUAAAGGUUCAAUUACAGGAUCUGCUUGACAAGGGAUUUAUCCGCCAGAGUAUAUCUCCUUGGGGUGCGCCGGUAUUGUUCGUGAAAAAGAAGGACGGAACACUUCGGUUAUGUAUCGACUAUAGGGAACUGAAUAAGGUGACAAUUAAAAAUUAG
Molecule: messenger RNA, 1833 nt
Organism: Camellia sinensis
Lineage: Eukaryota; Viridiplantae; Streptophyta; Magnoliopsida; Ericales; Theaceae
Source: RefSeq, a predicted model, not a curated record